CAUACUCAGAGGGGCAGGAGGGAACAGGCUGUUCUGCUAUAAAGCUCAUUUAGCACUGUGUUUUGCUCUCCACUUCAUCUGAUCUUUUCACAGGUGACACACAAUGAACGAUAUCUACAAAGCAGCGGUAGAGCAGCUCACCGACGAGCAGAAAAAUGAGUUCCGCGCAGCAUUUGAUAUUUUCGUUCAGGACGCUGAGGAUGGCUGUAUUAGCACUAAGGAGCUUGGGAAGGUGAUGAGGAUGCUGGGCCAGAACCCCACGCCGGAAGAACUCCAGGAGAUGAUUGACGAAGUGGAUGAGGACGGCAGUGGUACGGUGGAUUUUGAGGAGUUUUUGGUCAUGAUGGUGAGAUGCAUGAAAGAUGAUAGCAAAGGGAAAUCAGAGGAAGAACUGGCAGAACUCUUCCGUAUGUUUGAUAAGAAUGCAGAUGGUUACAUUGAUCUUGAUGAACUGAAGCUGAUGCUGGAAGCUACAGGUGAAACCAUCACUGAAGAUGACAUCGAGGAACUGAUGAGGGACGGAGACAAAAACAAUGAUGGAAAAAUCGAUUAUGAUGAGUUUUUGGAGUUCAUGAAAGGGGUAGAAUAAACAAUGAAGCAAUGUCUUCCUGUGUUUCUCCCUGGAUUGUCUGCACACAAAAGGAGAGUAAAUGUUUAAGCGUGAUGAGAAAGAUCAACAGAGAGCCUAUCAAUCCAUGAUGUAUCUCAUUACUGUGAUUUUAUUGUGAUUUUCAGGACAAUAUUUUCAGAAGAUUAAAUUAUUUUACACAUGUGUAAACAUAUUUUGAAUUCAAGGCCAAAUUGUGUAGAUUUAAGACUUUGCUUGGGUUUAAUUUGCCUCUUUAUAUAUUCAUUUAUUUUCAAUAUUUUGAAUUCACAUUUAUUUAGGAAAUAAGUCAUGGUUCCAUAAUGUAACACACCACACUGAGGUGGAAUCUGAGCCUAAAUGUUCAUUUCAUUCUACCACAGUCUGUUUUAUACUGGGAAAGAAAUAAUUAUUCCAAAGACAUUCCCAUAAUCUGCAUCUGUCUAUCUAUUUUAACAAAGUCUGAGUUUACAUUUGAGAGCCUGUACUUUGUACAUUGUUUUCCUGUCCAUCUAUCAAAUUAACAAAAUGCUACUAUACCCUUGUCUGCAAAAUAGAAUAAAGCAUUAAAAAAAAUUGCUUUGUUUCAUUCCUUGAGCCAUGCAUUGAAACAUUGACUUUUAGAGUUAUACUAGCAUUUCUUGUUGUAAGUGACAGUGUUUAGGGAGUGGUGUGGUGUGUUGUAGUUUUUUAAAUUUUGACUUGUCUGUUGAUGGAAGAUUCUGUCGCCUAAAAAGCAAGCAGUGAGUCUGUUUGAAUAAAAGUGUCUGCUAUAUGA
Molecule: messenger RNA, 1364 nt
Organism: Labeo rohita (rohu)
Lineage: Eukaryota; Metazoa; Chordata; Actinopteri; Cypriniformes; Cyprinidae
Gene: tnnc1a
Product: troponin C type 1a (slow)
Exons: 6
Coding region: 104-589 (161 amino acids)
Cellular component (GO): myosin II complex
Molecular function (GO): calcium ion binding
Source: RefSeq, a predicted model, not a curated record